UCAUGUCAAAUGGCCACGUCAUUUUGGCUUGAAUGAGAGGCAUACGCGGCGAUCUUUUAAUUAAUUGUAUAACGAACAAAUAAUAGAAACAUGAAUAUAUUCCGUUUGCUUGGUGAUCUAUCCCACCUGUUAGCUAUAAUAAUAUUGUUAUUAAAGAUUUGGAAAUCAAGAUCAUGUGCAGGGAUAUCAGGAAAGUCUCAGAUUCUGUUUUCAGUGGUAUACACGACACGUUAUUUGGAUCUGCUUACAACUCAUGUGUCCCCGUAUAACACUGUCAUGAAGUUGGUGUUCAUCUUUACCUCCUAUGCAACUAUUUAUUUGAUGUAUGUCAAGUUUAAGGCCACCUAUGAUCACAACCAUGACACAUUCAGGAUUGAAUUUCUACUGAUCCCCACCUUUAUCUUGGCUUUAUUGAUAAACCAUGAGUUUACUGUUUUGGAGGUAUUGUGGACUUUUUCCAUUUAUUUGGAAUCUGUCGCUAUUCUACCUCAACUGUUCCUGGUUUCAAAAACAAGAGAGGCCGAAAGCAUUACCUCUCAUUAUCUGUUUGCUUUAGGUUCAUAUAGAGCUCUGUACCUCUUGAACUGGGUUUACCGUUAUGUUGUGGAGUCUCACUAUGAGUUGAUAGCGAUUAUCUCUGGUGUUGUGCAGACAAUUCUGUACUGUGAUUUCUUCUACCUUUACAUUACGAAAGUAUUGAAGGGAAAGAAACUACAGUUGCCAGCUUAAGUUUUUUGAUAAUAUCUGUUUAAAUGUUUUUGGUGUGAACCAAUAAAUUACCUAAGAUUUAGUUUGUAUAAACUUUGUCUGUUUUGUGCUAUUGUGAAAUUGUUUAUUAACUAAUCACAAUGUAUGAUUGUAAUACUGCAACAAAAUGAAUGCAGUCACAAGCAAUAAAUAAUUAUUAUAUGGUAUUUAGGAUUUUUUAAUUUGGUACAACAAAUGUAAAAAAGGAUAAAAUUAUUACAAGAAAAUUCCUAGGAUUUCUUAUGUAUGUUUGAAGUACUAUGGACUAAUAUGUAUUUAAAAUUAUAAUUACGUAAGUGGUGGUACUUGAGGUAAGAAAAAAUGCAGUCAGUAAGUAUAUACACAAGUGUAGUUCAUUAACAUCAAAAGUAUGGCUGUUUGUGGCAUUCCAUUUUUAACUUCCUGUCCUGAUCAUUAAAUUCCCUAAAGUGGUAUGUACCAUAUUAUUUUGCCCUAAUAAUCGAUAAUUCAGAACUUGUCUGUUUUGUAAGUGUUUAAAGACACCUUAAUUUUCGUAUUCUGUAUUGGAAUAAAUUUAUAGAGUCAUAA
Messenger RNA from Bombyx mandarina (wild silkworm), 1296 nucleotides. It is a transcript of the gene KdelR, whose product is annotated as ER lumen protein-retaining receptor. Gene Ontology annotation, molecular function: ER lumen protein retrieval receptor activity. The record is from RefSeq and is a predicted model, not a curated record. NCBI's taxonomy places the organism in Eukaryota, Metazoa, Arthropoda, Insecta, Lepidoptera, Bombycidae. Gene Ontology annotation, biological process: protein retention in ER lumen. Gene Ontology annotation, cellular component: membrane.